Messenger RNA from Ogataea haglerorum, 408 nucleotides. RefSeq lists its product as uncharacterized. The transcript has a single exon. Lineage: Eukaryota; Fungi; Ascomycota; Pichiomycetes; Pichiales; Pichiaceae. Bases 1 to 408 code for a protein of 135 amino acids. The record is from RefSeq and is a predicted model, not a curated record.
AUGAGUUCUCAAAGCAUAAUUAAGACUCUGUCGCCGCCUUUUGGCCCCUCUUUUGAUGUUGUUAUCACGUUACCAAGCAGCAGGCCUCUUGCAAAUGUGAGAAAUAUGGUUCCAAUAACGAUUCACAUAAGCACCGAAGGAUCAAAUGCCAAUUUGGGAUGUUACGUAUACUCGAUCGCUGAUACAAGAAAACAGACAACUGCGCCACAGGUAUAUCAGACUUUGCUAAACAACGCAUCAGAAACCCUUGUGGACCUUGGGAAGCGAAUGGGACAGCUUGUAUCCAAAAAGUAUCACGUCCCCAGCUACGUUAGUUUGAGUGGGCAAUUUUCACAUACGGACUUUGUCGUUGCCAUUCAAGAAACAUUCGCAUUGAUGGAAGACUACUGGCAAAAUACGAGUAAAUAG